AUGGACAAGUAUAUUAAAGAAUCUUUAAAUGCCGGCCUCAUCCAUCCCUCUUCCUCACCUGCUGGCGCUGGGUUCUUCUUCAUUAAGAAGAAGGAUGGCUCCCUGCGUCCUUGUAUUGAUUAUCAAGGUCUAAAUGACAUCACCAUAAGAAACAGGUAUCCUCUGCCUCUGAUGUCAUCUGCUUUUGAAUUGUUACAGGGAGCCAAGGUCUUUACUAAAUUAGACCUCCGCAAUGCCUACCAUUUGGUCCGUAUCCGUGAGGGGGAUGAUUGGAAGAUAGCCUUCAAUACCCCUACGGGACACUUCGAAUACCGGGUCUUACCCUUCGGGCUUACCAACGCCCCAGCUGUCUUCCAGGCCCUGAUCAAUGAUGUGUUGAGAGACAUGGUAAACAGAUUUGUCUUUGUGUAUCUCGAUGAUAUCCUCAUCUUCUCUCCCUCCUUACAG
Messenger RNA from Sinocyclocheilus grahami, 447 nucleotides. Its product is annotated as RNA-directed DNA polymerase homolog. Lineage: Eukaryota; Metazoa; Chordata; Actinopteri; Cypriniformes; Cyprinidae. The record is from RefSeq and is a predicted model, not a curated record. The transcript has a single exon. The annotation marks the transcript as partial.